UAGAGACAAAAAAAUAAAAGGAGAAAAAAAAACAAAAUAUUACCAAUAAUAGCCUAAUAAUUCGGAGAUUUGUAAUAGAAUAGCUGUUUUUUUUUUACUGAGCUACAUUUCAACUGUUAACACAUGGCCGAUGCUCUCCGUUAACUUUAACGGUCAUUUCUACCGGUUUCCAUAAACGGCGACUUAUAAUUCAUCAGUUUCCAUAAACGGCGAUGAGAAACUUUUCGGUGAAUCCAAAUGAUUACAAGCUUCUAGAAGAAGUAGGUUAUGGAGCAAGUGCAACUGUUUAUAGAGCGAUCUAUCUUCCUUUUAAUGAAGUGAUUGCAGUAAAGUGCUUGGAUCUCGAUCGCUGUAAUAGCAAUCUGGAUGACAUACGCAGGGAAGCUCAAACGAUGAGUUUGAUAGACCAUCCUAAUGUGAUAAAGUCAUUCUGUUCAUUUGUUGUUGAGAGCUACCUCUGGGUGGUGAUGCCCUUCAUGGCUGAGGGGUCUUGUCUACAUCUCAUGAAAAUAGCAUAUCCAGAUGGAUUCGAAGAAUCUGCUAUUUGUUCUAUGUUGAAGGAAACUCUAAAGGCGUUGGAAUAUCUCCAUCGGCAUGGGCACAUCCAUCGAGACGUUAAGUCUGGGAAUAUAUUGCUGGACACUAAUGGGGCAGUAAAGCUGGGCGAUUUUGGUGUUUCAGCAUGCAUGUUUGACAGUGGUGAUAGACAGCGGUCUAGAAAUACCUUUGUAGGAACUCCGUGCUGGAUGGCACCGGAAGUUCUGCAGCCUGGAACUGGAUAUGAUUUCAAGGCUGAUAUUUGGUCAUUUGGAAUAACUGCCCUGGAGUUGGCUCAUGGUCAUGCACCAUUUUCAAAGUACCCUCCAAUGAAGGUACUACUGAUGACAAUACAGAAUGCCCCUCCUGGACUUGAUUAUGACAGAGACAAAAAAUUCUCUAAGUCAUUCAAGGAAAUGGUUGCAAUGUGCUUGGUGAAAGAUCAAACUAAAAGGCCAACCGCUGAGAAGUUGUUAAAGCAUUCUUUUUUCAAAAAUGCCAAGCCUCCAGAGCUUUCUGUAAAGAAACUCUUUGCUGACUUGCCACCUCUUUGGAAUCGAGUUAAAGCCCUUCAGCUUAAAGAUGCUGCCCAACUAGCUUUGAAGAGAAUGCCUUCUUCUGAGCAGGAAGCAUUAUCACAGAGCGAAUACCAACGAGGAGUUAGCGCCUGGAACUUUGAUCUGGAGGAUUUAAAGCUUCAGGCUUCACUGCUACAGGAGGAUGACGAAAUACAAGAAAUUAAGGAAGAAAAUGAUACCAUGAAAGCUUAUAUGAACUACAAGGAGAAAUCUAUUGCCAUACCAUAUGCUGGAAAAUCAACCCCUAGGGAAGAUUCUAAUGCCAGUGAGCAAGAAAGUGUUGGUGAAGUGCCAUUAGCUGAAUAUGAGAUCAAGAAAGGAAAAGCUUUGGAAAGUAAUCCGCUAGAUCCUGGUCAUUGGGAGAAAAAUGGACUGAAGAGGAAUACAUCAAAAACGGAGUUGCCACCCCUAACCUCAGACAAGGAUGCUUUACCGACCAAGAGUAGAACGCAAACAACAAAAGCUCGUCAAAGUCAGAGCGGACCACUUAUGGCGGGCAUUGUACUUAGUCACUCGGCAUCAGAAAGAGCUCGAAACUCCGAAAGAAGUGAGAUUGAAAAUCAACAACCAGGAGAUAAAGCCAAUCCAGUGCGAAGAGCACCCAGCUUUAGUGGCCCUUUAAUGCUUCCAAACCGAGCUUCAGGAAAUAGUUUAUCAGCUCCGAUUAAAUCAUCUGGGGGAUUCAAAGAUUCUUUGGAUGAUAAGUCGAAGCCAAACUUGGUCCAAAUAAAAGGCCGUUUCUCUGUAACAUCAGAAAAUGUAGAUCUUGUAAAGGAUAUUCCGUUAUGUACAGUUCCAAGACGAUCUUCCCAAGGAUCACCACUUAGGAAGUCUGCUAGUGUUGGAGAAUGGCUGGUCGAAUCUAAACAAAUGCCACCCUGUCAACCGCCCAAGGAACUUGGCCCUAAUAAUGUUCCUGCUUCAGUUCUCAUGCCUCACCUGCAAAAUCUCUUUCAACAGACGUCAAUUCAACAGGAUCUCAUUGUAAAUCUAUUGAGUAGCUUGCAACAAUCUGAGGCAGCAGAUUCUUCUCCAAAUGGAAAGUUGUCUUCCCAACAGCGCCCAGAGAACAAUGGAACUGUUGAAGCAGCCGUUUCUGAAAGGGAGAAGCUAUUGCUAGUCAAAAUAUCUGAGCUUCAGGCUAGGAUGAUUAAUUUGACAGAUGAAUUAACUGCAGAAAAAGCUAAAUACUGGCAGUUGCAGCAGCGGUUGCAAUGUCAAGUUGCGGAGAGGAUGGGGACAGAAGAGAAUUGGAAUAUCGAUGAGAAAUGAUACUUAUCAUGUGUGAACACCUCGUAUAUUCAGGUUGAAGUAUAGGAAGAGGCGGACUGUACUUAUUCUUAUGUCGCUGAAUCAUGCACUUGUCCUUGUUGAAUAGCUCGCGUGGAAGAAUCCAUCUCCAAGUGGCAAUAAACAAAAUAAUCAGUGCAUAGAUCAUUUCUUCAUUUGUUUGACGAGAGUACGAGCUGAAAACAAGCUUCUUGUGCAUAUUCACGUCUUCCAAUCCGGGGGAUUAUUUACUUAGAUCUAGAAGAUUUUGGAGAAGAUCCCGGCGGGGAGAGGAAGGCAGAGGGGUUGGGGUGGAGGAUUCAAUUCCUUCCAAUUUUAUUUGUAGAUCCUUAGUUUAUGUUGUAGUCAGUCUGAAUGUAUACAUUGAGUUGUAAUUUUGUAACAUAUCAUAACAAAUGUGAUCAUGAGAUGUAUUAAAUAAUGCCUUUUAGCUUCACAAGCAUCCCUCAAACUGGUCGAUGCCUAACAUACUUGUGGCCGCUGCCAAAUUGCCAAUUGCAUAAAUGCAGAGAUGCAUCAAUUACUGUUGGAUCCCAUUGAAUCUAAACAA
Lycium ferocissimum is the source of this 2955-nucleotide messenger RNA. Its product is annotated as serine/threonine-protein kinase BLUS1-like. Lineage: Eukaryota; Viridiplantae; Streptophyta; Magnoliopsida; Solanales; Solanaceae. The record is from RefSeq and is a predicted model, not a curated record. The transcript has 23 exons. Gene Ontology annotation, molecular function: protein serine/threonine kinase activator activity; protein kinase activity; ATP binding. The coding region runs from base 213 to 2387 and encodes 724 amino acids. Gene Ontology annotation, biological process: protein phosphorylation.